CACCUCGAUUGAGAUGCCACGGUUCCCUAUGAUUUGAUUGAAGGUGGAUUCAACGACGAACAAGCAGCCAGCCGGACGCCCAAUUCCUCGAACCAACACCCACCCAGCCAUACACCCGGCUGCUGCUCGGCUUUCGACGAGCACUUUCCGUGAUCCGAGUAUACAGACCCGUCGUUGCCGACUAUUCUUUGAGCAACUCUGCGCGAUCUCCAGUUGAUGCCGGGAGCCUGUUAGGCCUCGGGUCCCCUUAAGCCAAGAUGCAGGCCUCCUCGGGAAUGCUCACAAAGUUCGAGUCCAAGUCGUCGCGCGCCAAGGGCAUCGCGUUCCAUCCCAAACGACCAUGGAUUCUCGUGUCCCUCCACUCUUCCACCAUCCAGCUUUGGGAUUACCGAAUGGGCACCCUGAUUGACCGAUUCGAAGAGCACGAUGGCCCGGUCCGCGGUGUCGAUUUCCACAAGACACAGCCCUUAUUUGUUUCCGGCGGUGACGAUUACAAGAUCAAAGUUUGGUCAUAUCAGACACGCCGUUGUUUGUUCACCCUGAACGGGCACUUGGACUAUGUGCGCACUGUCUUCUUCCACCACGAGCUUCCCUGGAUCGUUAGCGCCAGCGACGACCAGACCAUCCGGAUAUGGAACUGGCAAAACCGCUCCCUGCUUUGCACCAUGACGGGUCAUAACCACUACGCUAUGUGCGCCCAAUUCCAUCCCAAGGAGGAUCUCGUCGUUUCGGCCUCGCUCGAUCAGACUGUCCGUGUCUGGGAUAUCUCCGGCUUGCGCAAGAAGCACUCCGCCCCAACCUCCAUGUCCUUUGAAGACCAAGUCUCCCGCGCCAACGCGAAUCAGACCGACAUGUUCGGCAACACGGAUGCCGUCGUCAAGUUUGUCCUCGAGGGUCACGAUAGGGGCGUGAACUGGGUCGCCUUCCACCCCACCAUGUCCCUGAUAGUCUCGGCGGGCGAUGAUCGCCUCAUCAAGCUGUGGCGCAUGAGCGAGACUAAGGCUUGGGAGGUCGAUACCUGCAGGGGCCACUUUCAGAACGCCAGCGGCUGCCUGUUCCACCCACACCAAGACCUCAUCCUCUCUGCCGGUGAGGAUAAGACCAUCAGGGUCUGGGACUUGAACAAGCGGACUGCAGUGCACACUUUCAAGCGCGAGAACGACCGUUUUUGGGUUAUUGCUGCACACCCUGAAAUCAACCUUUUUGCGGCUGGUCAUGACAAUGGUGUGAUGGUUUUCAAGCUUGAGCGCGAGAGGCCAGCAUCGGCAGUGCAUCAAAACACACUGUUUUACAUCACCAAGGACAAGUGUGUCAAGUCCUACGACUUCCAAAAAAAUGUCGAGUCGCCCACACUGUUGUCUCUUAAGAAGCUUGGAAGCCCCUGGGUGCCGCCGCGUACCCUGUCGUACAAUCCCGCCGAGCGCUCCGUCUUGGUCACAUCCUCGGCGGAUGGCGGCACAUAUGAGCUGGUUAACCUCCCCCGUGAUGGCUCCGGUGCGAUCGAGUCAGCCGAAUCCAAGCGCGGCCAGGGCCACUCUGCCAUUUUUGUGGCCCGCAACCGUUUUGCCGUCCUGAACACGUCCACGCAGACUGUGGACAUCAAGGACUUGACCAACAAUACGACGAGAUCAUUCAAGCCCCCUGUUGGAACGAGCGAUAUUUACUUUGGUGGAACAGGCAAUCUCCUCAUCAUCACUCCAGCGGCCGUACACCUCUACGACAUCCAGCAGAAAAAGACGACUGCUGAGCUCGCAGUCAAUGGUGUCAAGUACGUCGUGUGGUCCAACGAUGGACUCUACGCUGCCCUGCUUAGCAAGCACAAUGUCACCAUUGUGACCAAGACUUUGGAGCAGGUCAGCACCCUGCACGAGACGAUUAGGAUCAAGAGCGCCACCUGGGACGAUGCUGGUGUGCUCCUGUACUCCACCCUUAACCACGUCAAGUACACCCUCCUCAACGGCGACAAUGGCAUUGUCCGGACGCUCGACCAGACCGUGUACCUCGUUCGCGUCAAAGGUCGCAAUGUCUAUUGCCUUGACCGCGCCGCGAAGCCUAGGAUUUUGCAGAUCGACCCAACCGAGUACCGCUUCAAGCUCGCCCUCGUCAAGAGGAACUACGAGGAGAUGCUUCACAUCAUCCAGAACUCCAGCUUAGUCGGCCAGUCGAUCAUCUCGUACCUGCAAAAGAAGGGUUAUCCCGAGAUCGCGCUCCAAUUCGUCCAAGACCCUGCCACACGAUUUGAGCUUGCCAUCGAAUGCGGAAACCUGGAGGUCGCAGUCGAGGUGGCGAAACAGCUCGAUCGCCCCAAGCUCUGGACGAGGUUAAGCACCGAGGCGCUUGCUCAUGGCAACCAUUCCGUGGUCGAGAUGUGCUACCAAAAGCUCAAGCACUUUGAUAAGCUCUCGUUCCUGUACCUCACCACCGGCGACAACACGAAGCUGGCCCGGAUGGCCAAGAUCGCCGAGCACCGUGGAGACUUCACCUCGAGGUUCCAGAACGCUCUGUAUCUCGGCGAGGUUGAGGACCGCAUCCAAAUGUUCAAGGAAAUUGAUUUGUAUCCCCUGGCGUACAUGACCGCAAAGGCGCACGGCCUGGAUGAGGAGUGCCAGUCCAUCCUCGAAGCGACCGGCCUCACAGAAGACCAGCUCAACCUUCCGACUUUUGGCGAGCCGCUCACACCUCCCAAGCCUGUUGUACCCACCUAUCAAGCCAACUGGCCUACCAAGGCCACUUCGCAAUCCUUCUUCGAGAAGGCGCUCUUGGGCCAGAUGGAGGGUUUGUCACUAGAGGAAGAGCCCGCUGCGGCCAACGGGUUGGGCGAAGCUGAAGAGGAAGGUGCUGCCAAGCGGGAAACCCUCGGUGAGGCCGAGGAGGAUGAGGAUGUCGCUGGCUGGGAUAUGGGCGAGGACGUUGUUGCCGAGGUGGAGGAAGGCUUCGUCAACGUGGAGAGCGCUGAUGCUGGCGGUGCCGGCAGCAGUGAAGCAGAUCUAUGGGCCCGUAACUCCCCGUUGGCGGUCGAUCAUGUUGCCGGCGGCUCGUUCGAGACUGCCAUGCAAUUGCUCAACCGUCAAGUCGGCGCUGUCAACUUUGCGGCUCUAAAGCCCCGGUUUCUGGAGGUUUACCAGGCAUCCAAGACGUACCUCCCGGCGUCCGCUCACCUGCCACCUCUCAUCAACUACGUCCGUCGGACCGUUGAGGAGUCAGACCCGAGGAAGGUUCUGCCUAUCAUCCCGAGGGACCUGGAAUACUUGGCAUCCAACGACCUGCAGCGCGGUUAUGCUGCUAUGAAAGCAAACAAGCUGGAGGACGGUGUGAAGAUCUUCAAGGGAAUCUUGCACGCGGUACUCAUCAACGCCGUGGGCAACGAAAGCGAGGUUGCCGAAGCCAGGAAGCUGAUCGCCUCAGCUAGUGAAUACACUGUUGCCAUGUCCAUAGAGCUGGCCAGGAGAUCGCUCGGCACGGAUGAUGUGGUCAGCAAAAACCCGCAGCUCCUUAAGCGGAGUUUAGAGCUGGCGGCCUACUUCACCAUUCCCAAGAUUGAGGUGCCUCACCGCCAGCUGGCGCUGCUCAGUGCUAUGAGGAUGGCUAUGCUGGCCAAGAACUACAACACGGCGUUGAGCUUCGCAAACAGGAUACUGGCGAACGGAGGCGCUGCCAGCAUUUUGGAUAAGGCCCGUAAGACAAAGGCUCAGUGCGAACGCAACCCCAAUGACGCGGUCGAGAUUGAGUUUGACCAGUUCGCCGAGUUCGAGAUCUGCGCGGCCAGCCACACGCCCAUCUACAGCGGCACCGCGUUCGAAGAGUGUGCGUUUGAUGGAUCCAAAUAUCACACCAAGUACAAGGGCACAGUGUGCGCCGUGUGCGAGGUUUGCGAGGUGGGCAAGCACGGCAGUGGCUUGAAGCUGUUUGCUUGAGGUGAGAAUGGAUGGACAAAGUAAUGCCAUGACGAAGAGGCGCCUGAUGAAUCGCGGCCGACGAUCCUCCUCGGGAGCUUCAAGGAGAGGAAAAGUCUGGAGGUUUAAAUAAUUGAUUAUGGCGAGGCGCGCAUGCCUUUUCUCUGGUUUGGUGAAGUAUGAGUUUAGUGUUUUUAUUGCAAAGAAGUAGCACUUGACCAAAACAUCUGAACUUGAUCCUACAACG
Molecule: messenger RNA, 4140 nt
Organism: Parathielavia appendiculata
Lineage: Eukaryota; Fungi; Ascomycota; Sordariomycetes; Sordariales; Chaetomiaceae
Product: Coatomer, alpha subunit
Exons: 9
Coding region: 258-3914 (1218 amino acids)
Biological process (GO): endoplasmic reticulum to Golgi vesicle-mediated transport; intracellular protein transport; retrograde vesicle-mediated transport, Golgi to endoplasmic reticulum
Cellular component (GO): COPI vesicle coat
Molecular function (GO): protein binding; structural molecule activity
Source: RefSeq, a predicted model, not a curated record